UGAUAUGAUGCUUAGUUAUGUAUAUAAUAAAGAAAAUUGGGCAAGUCAUAUUGAUAAAAACCUGCCAUAUAUAUUACAAAACGUUUGUUAUGUUUAUGGCGAUAAUAAACUUGUGGAAAAUUAUAAAAAAAAAGUUACAGAGUUUUUGCGUAGUCAUGAAAACGAACAAACCAGAUUUAACUGUGAGUUAAGAGCCAUUAAAAUACUCAAUGAAGGUAUAUUAGAGCUUGACUACCUUCAUACAACACCACAUCUUAAACCAAAAGAAACCUAUUUUAAAGGUGAUAUACAUAAAUUUCAACCUGACUUCUUUGAUACAGAAGGUCAAUUAUUUGACGUAAAGCAAGAAAUUUAUCGGUUACCUGAUCGCAUGAUACAUAAUCUUGGUUUGUAUUAUGGUAUUGAAGAAAAUUGUGCUUGGGAUAUAUUAGAUAAAUUAGAGGCUAAAGGAAUUAUUAAUUCACAGGCAGCACUUAAUUUAAAAUAUACUAUAUCUUUUGCUACUUCCAUCAGAUUAAAAACUUAUUCUCAUCACAAAGCACAGAGAGACGAUAUGUCAGUAUUUGUCAGACCAGCUAAAACUGAAUCUGAACUUAAAGAGAGAUCUAAACAGAUAUUUUAUUUAGCUAAAGCAGAUUUAGAAGAACACGGCGAGUUGUUUCAAUAUUUUUAUACAGCGUUACCUUUUCAUGAAAUGAUAAAAGAUUUUUGCAAUCAAUAUCAGACAUUAGACGAAGCAUGCAGACUAUCUUUUUUUAAAAACAACAAUUUUUACAAAGAUGAUUGUGCUACAAAAGGUUUUAUUUAUUUUAGAUUAGCGCAAUAUAAAAAUGCCGAGCACAAUUUCAAGAAAGCGUUAGAUGAUCCAAAUAAUAACAAUAUAUGGCAAAUAGGGGAAACAUUAGGACGUUUAUAUCUUAGUACUGGUAAUUACGAUCAGGCUAUUAAGCAGUUUGAGUAUUGUUCUAAAACGAUAAAACUGAUUUCUUGUGAGGACCCUCAUAUUAGUAACUUUAGCGGAGAGUCUUUAAAUAACUUAGGGGUCGCUUAUAGUUCUAAAAACCGUUAUGAUGAGGCAGUUGAAUGUUACAACAAUAGUCUAAAGAUAUACAAAUCUAUAUACAAAGAUGAGCCUAACCCAAACGUUGCCUCCUGUUUAAAUAACUUAGGAGAAGCCUAUAGAAAUAUAGGUCAAUACGAUCAGGCAAUAGAAAAAUUUAAAGAAAGUUUAAAGGUUAUAAAAUUAAUAUGCCAAAGUAAAUCUCAUCCAAGUUUUGCUGCUUCUUUAAAUAAUCUAGGAUUAGUAUAUAACCGGAAAAAAAAUUAUGAUAAAGCAAUUAAAUAUUAUGAGAAAAGUUUAAAGAUUCACAGGCUUAUUUACAAAGAUGAACCGCAUCCUCGAGUUGCAGAUUGUUUAAACAAUAUUGCAAUAACUUAUCGAGCCAAUGGACAAUAUGAUCAGACCAUCAAGUAUUACAAAAAAAGUCUUAAGAUUUAUAAAUUUGUUUACCAAGAUGAAUUUCACCCCGUUGUUGCUGAUACUCUUUAUAAUUUAGGGAUAGCCUCUGCGGCAAAGUUGCAGCAUGAUGAAGCUGUUAAGUAUUAUGAUGAGUGUAUACAAAUUUACAAACACAUUUACGAUGAUGAACCUCACCAAAACAUUGCUUUAUCUUUCAAAAAUAUUGCAGCUGUUUAUAAUGCAAAAGGGCAAUAUGACAAGGCGAUUGAGUGUUAUGAGGAGAGUCUUAAAGUUUACAAACUAAUUUAUCAAGAUAAACCUCACCCUGGUGUGGUUAUUGUUUUAAGUUCUCUAGGAAAAGUGUAUAAAAAUCAAAAUAAAUAUGACCAGGCAAUAAAAUACUAUGAGGAAAGCCUAUUGAUGGAAAAACUGAUUCAUCAAGAUAAACCUGAUACUAGUGUUGCCGAUAGUUUACAAAAUCUCGGAAUGUUGUUUAAACUUGUUGGAAAACAUGAUUUAGCAAUUAAGUAUUUCGAGGAGAGUUUAAAAAUGAAAAAAUUAUUCUAUAAAGAUGAACAUCAUUCUAGUUAUUCUAUUACUUUAAAUUUGCUUGGAUUUGUUUAUGCUGAUACAGGUGACUAUGAUCAAGCAAUAAACUACGCUAUGCAAAACUUAAACUUAAACAAACUAGUUUAUAAAAACCAACCUCAUCCUGAUGUUGUUGAUUGUUUAAAUAAUCUUGGAUUAAUUUACAGUGAUAAACAACAUUAUGAUCAAGCAAUUAACUGCUUUGAGCAGAGUCUGGCAAUGAAUAAACUUAUAUACCAUGAUAAACCUCACCCUAGUGUUGUUACUAUUUUAAAUUCUCUAGGAUAUAUGUAUAAAAAUAAAACCAAAUAUCAUCAGGCAAUUAAGUAUUAUGAGGAAAGCCUAGCGAUGGAAAAAUUUAUUCAUCAAGGUAAACCUUACCUUAGUGUUGCUGAUACUUUACAAAAUCUUGGAAUGUUGUAUAAACUUGUAAGAAAAUAUGAUUUGGCAAUUAAAUAUUGCGAGGAAGGCCUUAAAGUGAAAAAGUUUAUUUAUAAAGAUGAACAUCAUCCAAGUUACUCUAGUUCUUUAAUUUUUCUUGGAUUAGUCUAUGCUGAUACAGGUGAUUAUGAUCAAGCGAUCAACUACACUACGCAAAACCUAAAUUUAAACAAACUAAUUCAUCAAAAUCAACCUCAUCCUGAUGUUGCUGAUAGUUUAAAUAAUCUUGGUUUAAUUUACUACGAUAAAGGGCAAUAUGAUCAAGCAAUUAACUGCUAUGAGCAGAGUCUAGCAAUGAAUAAACUUAUCUACCAAGAUAAACCUCACCCUAGUGUUGCUUAUUCUUUCAAUAGUCUUGGGUUACUUUAUAUUAGUAUUGGAAAGUAUGAUCAGGCAGUUAAUUACUGUGAGGAAAGCCUUAAAAUUUAUAAACUAGUCUACCAAAAUGAACAACAUCCAGAUGUUGCUCAUUCUUUAUACAAUUUAGGUAUAGCUUAUUUCUCUAAAGAAAACUAUGAUCAGGCAAUUCACUACUUUGAGCAGAGCCUACAAAUGGAAAAGCUUAUAUAUAAAAAUCAACCUAAUCCUAGAACUGCUGAAAUUUUACAUAACCUUGGGUUAAUUUAUGUUAAUAAAAAGCAAUAUAAAGAUGCCAUUAAUUUCUAUGAGCAAAGCCUAGACGUAAAAAAACUUAUCCUCCAGCACCAACCUCAUCCUAGUAUUGCUAUUUUGUUAAACAAUCUUGGAUUGGUUUAUGCUGACAUAGAGCAAUAUGACCAAGCAAUUAAAUACCAUCAGCAAGCUUUGCAAGUUAUACAAGUUUUUGAGAAUCAUCCUUAUACAGCUAAUAUAGAAAAAUGUUUUCAAAAAACAGAGGCAGCAUUUGUUGAAAAAUCUUCUUCAAAUCCGCAAGAGAUAACUUCAUUAAUGCUGCGUCAACGACAAUCAAGCCCGCAAGAGAUACCCUCAUUAAUGCUGCGUCAACAACAAUCAAACCCGCAAGAGAUACCUUCAUUAAUUCUUCGUCAGUAGCAUUCAAGCUGGUCCGUUCAAUUUUUCUUUUUUAAAUAAUAAUUUUUAGUCCGUUCAA
This is a messenger RNA of Hydra vulgaris (swiftwater hydra), 3578 nucleotides long. Its product is annotated as tetratricopeptide repeat protein 28. NCBI's taxonomy places the organism in Eukaryota, Metazoa, Cnidaria, Hydrozoa, Anthoathecata, Hydridae. Gene Ontology annotation, molecular function: protein binding. The record is from RefSeq and is a predicted model, not a curated record. Gene Ontology annotation, cellular component: kinesin complex.